Molecule: messenger RNA, 1382 nt
Organism: Drosophila takahashii
Lineage: Eukaryota; Metazoa; Arthropoda; Insecta; Diptera; Drosophilidae
Source: RefSeq, a predicted model, not a curated record
CUCACUUGAGUUUUGGUCAUACUGCGUCUCGUCCGGCAAAAUAAGUUUUAAGCAAGUUUAAAAUUAGCCUUUAAAAUGGAGGAGCUGUGCAACAAUUCCGGACAUUCCGCUACGUCUAGUAGUGGAAGUAAUUCGUCAAUAUCAGCUAAAACCGCACUAAGUGAAUGCUCUGCUGCAUGGAUAAAUUACUUAAGCGCAUUGAAUAAUUUAUGCACUGCCGGUUCAAAGUUGGCUCAUUCUAUAGCCGUUUUGGAACAGUGGUCUCUGAGCGAAAAACCCUUGUUCAAUAAUUAUACAACAUCUUAUUUAACCAAUUCAUGGAACGAUUUGGCAAGAGCAACAACAGUGGCCACAGGAACAGUCAAGACCCACAUGUUGGCUCUACUGCAGGAUUUCGUCACAAUAUCGUCCAUGGAUCAGUCAUCCAGUGCAGAAAUGGAUCAAAAAAGGUUCCGAGAACACAACGAACUAAUUGUAUUGGAGAACGCACAGGCUGUAAUUAAUAUUCAGCACCAAUUCUGUGCAGCCAGCUACGAUGCAUUUUCAUCUUUAACUUGUUGCUUUGUUUGCCAAUCCCCAGUGGGAUUUCCACAUGAACAAGACUGCAGUGUCAUAAAACAACGCAAUCAAUACGACCAACGAUCUCAAACGCCAUCGCCCAAUUUAUGUGGGCCAAGUACAAAAAUGGACUCAUCUAGAGGAAACUCACUAACCGACCAACGCCCGAUUGCCACUGGAAUUGCCGAAUCAACCGAUCAGCCACGAGGUCCCUCGCCUCAAUUGAAUUUUUGCGAUGCCAAUCCAAUGCAGGCUAUUUUCGAGCACACGCGCGGUCCCUUGCCAAACCCCGGACAAUUGCUGUCCAUGAAGAUUCCAUUUCACCGCAACGUUAAAUCUUCCCUAAGUUUCCCAUUAUUUCCGCUGAACGGUCAGCGUCGUUGGUCAGAAGCUGCUGCAGGGGAGGUGAUAGAUGGAAUCUCUACGGAUCCCGAGAGUCAGAUGCGAAGGUGGUCAAUGCCCUGGGAAGCAUCGAAGACCGACAGGAACACUGUGACUUGGAACCAAACCAGGAUAAUGCCAAUGAAUACAUUAAAGGCCUCUUCCUACAAAAUGUCCAGUUCAGAACGAUAUACUUCGCAUAAUUCAGAUGGAAACUGGCCUUUGGCUUCAACCAGUCAAGAUGGGCUGUUAGAAGCCAUUCAAUUGCUCUCUAUUAGACCGACUACAGUAGCCCAAAUAAGCCCUCAACCCUCGAUUCUAUCAACUUCUCCGGAUGGAGCACCACUUGACUAAAUAUUAAAUAAUUUAAAACUAAAAUUAUUCAUAUAAAUAAUCUCAGCUAGACAAAAAUAAAUGCAUAUUUGAUAAUUUCAUUAGUUGAA